AAAUUUCCGUUUCCCGUUGCGGAGGAUUGCAGAAGCCAUGGGGGGAGAAGGAGAAGGUGAGAACAUUCCCCUGCUCACAGAGCUUCCAGAUGCAUCCGAUGAAUCAGGAACGCACAUCAAGAGAACUGGGACUGUUUGGACUGCUGCUGCCCAUAUAAUUACAGCCGUAAUAGGCUCUGGAGUUCUCUCUCUAGCAUGGAGCGUGGCUCAAUUGGGUUGGGUUGCUGGUCCCAUAGCUAUGGUGUUCUUUGCUUCAGUGACCAUGAUCCAAUCACACCUGCUUGCUGAUUGCUAUAGAUCACCUGAUCCUGAGCAUGGGCACAUCAGGAACCAUUCAUACAUGGAAGCUGUAAAACUGAAUUUAGGGAAGAAGAGUUGGUGGGCUUGUGGGGCAUUUCAGCAAAUAAAUUUGUAUGGCAUCGGGAUAGCCUACGUCAUUACGGCUGCUAGUAGCAUGAGAGCAAUUCUGGAGUCAAAUUGCUACCACAGAGAAGGCCACAAUGCUCCAUGCUCGUAUGGAGAGAAUACCGAAAUGCUGCUGUUUGGAGCUGUUCAGAUUGUUUUCUCACAGAUACCAGAUUUUCAUGAGAUGGCAUGGCUCUCAAUUCUCGCAGCAGUCAUGUCCUUCUCCUACGCAUCCAUUGGAUUUGGACUUGGGCUCGCCAAAGUGAUUGAGAAUGGAAGAAUCAAAGGUGGAAUUGGAGGCAUUCCAAUGGCCUCAACAGCACAGAAGUUCUGGCUAGUUUCUCAAGCACUUGGAGACAUUGCAUUCGCCUAUCCAUUCUCUAUAGUUCUCUUAGAGAUAGAGGAUACUCUGAAGUCACCACCACCUGAAAACCAGACCAUGAAGAAAGCAUCAGAGAUCUCAAUUCUCACCACCACAUUCUUCUACCUCUGUUGUGGGUGUUUCGGCUAUGCUGCCUUUGGGAAUGAUACACCAGGAAACCUCCUGACAGGAUUCGGUUUCUACGAGCCUUACUGGCUUGUCGACUUUGCUAAUGCAUGUGUUGUUCUUCACUUAGUGGGAGGAUACCAGGUUUUCAGCCAGCCAGUAUUCUCAUUGGUCGACAGAUGGUCUGCAGAGAAGUUCCACAGCAGUGGAUUUGUGAACAAAUUCUACACCAUCCAAUUGCCAUUUCUGCCACCUUACAGACUGAAUCUUUUCAGGUUAUGCUAUAGAACCAUAUAUGUUGCAUCCACCACAGGGAUUGCAAUGCUCUUUCCAUACUUCAAUCAGGUCUUAGGACUGCUGGGGGCCUGGAACUUCUGGCCUAUGGCUAUCUAUUUCCCUGUGGAGAUGUACUUGGUGCAGAUGAAGAUAAGGGCUUGGACAAAGAAAUGGGUUGGCCUUCAGAUCUUUCGAAUUGUGUGCUUAUUUAUCAGUAUGUUUGCUUUAAUUGGAUCAAUUGAAGGACUUGUUAGUGAGAAGAUGAGUUAGGGAUCCAUUGAGGUUUUCAUUUUUCUUCUUAUUUUUUCCCCUCUUUUUAAAUUUGUGUACAUUUUAAAGGCUGAUACUUUUCAAGACUAAUGUGAUGAUAAGGGAGGCAAGAUCCAUCCAAUUUUUAUUGUUAAAUGAAGCUUAUAUACAAGAAAUUAU
Molecule: messenger RNA, 1597 nt
Organism: Elaeis guineensis (African oil palm)
Lineage: Eukaryota; Viridiplantae; Streptophyta; Magnoliopsida; Arecales; Arecaceae
Product: probable amino acid permease 7
Source: RefSeq, a predicted model, not a curated record